Molecule: messenger RNA, 2857 nt
Organism: Ictalurus furcatus (blue catfish)
Lineage: Eukaryota; Metazoa; Chordata; Actinopteri; Siluriformes; Ictaluridae
Exons: 6
Coding region: 312-1100 (262 amino acids)
Cellular component (GO): cytoplasm
Source: RefSeq, a predicted model, not a curated record
AAAGGCGUGAGUGAGAGAAACACACACACUUAUACUAUUCCACUACACAAACUAACUCCUGUUGACUCUGUGCCUUUCAUUCUGGAUAAAACACACCAAUAUACGGUGACCGUGCGUGCCAGGAAUGAGCAGAGCUGAAACAAUUGGGGCCAGCUGCAGGAGGAUGGGAGUAAUUCUCUCUUGAGAAGAGGAAAAGGAAGAGGGACAAAACUGAACAAUCACAUUUGCACGAGUGCUUCCUGUUUACCUGCAAAUACACGUUCUCGUGUUUAACAAACACUUUGUACCGGGCCCCAUACACACAAUCCAAUAUGCUGCAGCAAAUUCUCACAAAUAUGUACGUCGACCCGGACAUCCUGGAGGCUCUGAACGAGGAGCAGAAGAAGACGCUGUUCCUGAAGAUGAGAGAAGAGCAAGUUCGCCGCUGGAAGGAGAGAGAGGAGAAGGAGGAGAAGGAAGGCAGGAUGGAGAAGCCCAGGCCAAAGAAAUCCACUCUUAAGAAAGUGAGUUGGCUCCUGGGACGAGAUGGAGACGUGCAAGUGUGUGUUAUCGGUGAGACGGAUGAGUUCAAAUCGUCCAAACUCCUCCUGUCUGGACUCAGGGAAAAGCACGAGAACAACCUCAACACCUCCAACAGACCUCAGAUUACUGGUCAUCUCAAAAGCAGCCUGGACAACCGAGUAAUCCAGGAGGACCGCAGUACGCCUGGGGUAGAGCUACUGCUCAACAAAACGGAGAGGAUGAACCACUCCAAUACUCUUCCAGACAUCCAGCAACAAAACAGUCACUCCACAGAAGAGCUCAAGAACCAAAAGGAUGACUCUUCAAAUUUCAGAACACCAAAAUCAUACAGGGCGGAUAGCGAGGCAUCUGCAGUGACGAGACUGAACCAGAUGGGUUUGCAGAAAAGCGCCGUGGAGCAAGACGUACAGGAAAGAGGAGUGGUAAAAGAACAAGGACUCGGCUCUCAAUUCGGAAGUCGUGUGGCUCAGCUCAGGAUGAACUUUAACACACCGAACACUAAGGUCCCCUCACCGUUCACCAAACCACCCAUUCCCACCAAACCGGCUCAUCUGCUGACAACGGCCUCCAUCACAUAAAAAUCACACCCGGAAGAAACCAAACACUUCAGACAAACACCAGCUAUGGGUUCUCAAUAAUUUAACAUUAGCUGUAAAUAAACGUUGAUGCACAAAGCAGAGAAAAGGACUCCACUACACAUGGGACUUCCUUCAGCUUGGUGUACGGCUAUGAAGCAGACUAUGGUGUCGAAGAGGUAGAACUAAAACCUGAUCUACUGUAUAUGAUAUCAAAACCCUUUCACUCACUCCACUGCAGCAAGUCGAUACGCACAUCCUGGACUUUAGCAGUGCAUCAUCUUUUCUUUUCUUUUUAACAAGGUGUAAUAUCCACUGUAGGUCCUCUAAGCCCUUACUAUAUAUAUAUAUAUAUAUAUAUAUAUAUAUAUAUAUACAGUACCGUGCAAAAGUUUUAGGCACCUGCAAAGAAAAGCUGUAGAGCAAAGAUGCCUUCAAAAUGAUUCAAUUACAUGUUUCUACAUUUUUAAAAAAAAAAAAAAAAUACCAUAAACAGCAAUUAUUUUUUUCUCCUCUGAAAAGUGUCUCUUACAUAAUAUGCUGCCUUCUUUACUGACACACAAGCAUUUUUCUGAAACAUUUAAUUUUGUGCUAAAAACUAAUGUUUGGAAAUCUAAACUGUUUUUCGAUAAUGUAGAAGUCAUAAAAUAAAUAAAUAAAAUCUAUAACAAAGUUUGCACUAAACAAAAUAGGGUGCCUAAAACUUCUGCACAGUACUGUACAUACUCCAAUUUUAUCCAGUCAAUGAAGGCCAAAGAUGUUUCUAGAUGUUUUCUACUUAUGUUAUCGAAUGUGCUUUGUAAAUAUGAUAUUGUAUCAAAUAUGCAAAUAAAACUUGUUGGGUUUCAAAGUUGCACGUUUCGGUCUACAGGCGUCACAGCGGCGGGGAACAAAAAUACUUUCUGCUUUUAAAGCUGCAGUCCUUAAUGUUAAGAUGAUGCAGUUUUGCAAUGCAAGUGGAAAAAUAAGUAGCAUUUUUUUUUUUUUUUUUUACGCUUCUAUUGCCAAAAUUUCACUACAAUAUACAGUAUAUGUACUACUUUAGCAGCUCACAAUAUGUAUUUAAUUUGAUGGCUGUGGAUGUUCAUCCUUGAAUAGCCUCGGGACUGCCGUAGCUAAGAACAGUUUGCAUUCCAAGUCUCCAUCACUGAGCAGUUAAUAACUUCAGGUCGAUACAGUAGAUUUGAAGUUAAAACUACUGUGUAAUGAAUUCAGAAAUGACUCUGAUGUUCAGACUCAUAAGCUGCUCAUAAGUUCCUGUUAAGACAGUUUGCACUUUUGGACUAUAUAGUAUACCGUUAUAGAAGAGAAUUGUUUUAUAAUCGCACUAUCUGGUAUCACCAAGAUGAGGAUGGGUUCCCUUUUGAAUCUGGUUCCUCUCAAGGUUUCUUCCUCAUAUUGUUAUUGGGUGGCUGUGGCUCAGGUGGUAGAGUGGGUUGUCCAAUAAUCGUAGGGCUGGUGGUUCGAUUCCCAGCCCACAUGACUCCACAUGCCGAAGUGUCCUUGGGCAAGACGCUGAACCCCAAGUUGCUCCCGAUUGGCAAGUUAGCGCCUUGCAUGGUAGCUCUGCUACCAUUGGUGUGUGAGUGUGUGUGUGUGUGUGAAUGGGUGAAUGAGACACAGUGUAAAGUGCUUUGGAUAAAAGUGCAGACCAUUUACCAUUUGUUCUCUUCUUGAUGUAUUGCUUUGCUUGUAUUUCCUCAUUUGUAAGUUGCUUUGGAUAAACGCGUCUUCUAAAUGAAUAAAUGUAUGUAAAUGUC